GUAAACACAUCAAUUCUCGGGUGAAAUUGUCGUCUUUAUUGUGCAAAAAGAAUUAGAAAAAAAAUCUUAAACCAUUAACAUAGUAUACAUAAAAGGUAGAGAACGAAGAAAAGAUAUUUUAAUAGUCAUAAAACAAAUUAAAACGAAGCAACAAAAACGAGUAGAAUUCUUAAACAUCGUGCAAAAUCAAACGAAAAAUACAUCCAGGAAAAGUGUAUAUAUCGAGCAGUAGCGGAAAAUUUAUAUAAAAAAUUACAGAAAAAGUUAGCGGCAAGCAAAAACUAACACAUACAAAGAAAAUCGAUAAAUCGAUUAGCUUAGCAGCUCUCUCCCGAAUUUCACACACGCUUCAAUUAAAACGCCAUCUUCAGCGUUGCCAACGACUUUUUAGCAGUCAACGUUGACAUAAGAGACGCAGCCGUCAUCGUCGAGACAGCGCAGCAUUAAAGUAAAAGAACAAAUUUACGCAAGAGCGAAGUUGUGAAAAAGCAUCAAAAUUAUUGCCGCAACGAGGAAAACACACGCCAACGCAAUGGACUUUAUGAUGGCGAAUGCCGGUGCUGCAGGCACAGUAGACGCUCAGGCCCAGCUAAUGGCUCAAACCGCCGCCAAUCCGGCCGCUGCCGCAGCCGCUCUAGCCGCUUCGAAUGCUUCACCUGCGCAGACUGCUGCCGCUGCUGCAGCCGCACAACUGCAACAGCAGCAGCAGGUGCAGCAGGCCAUUUUACAGGUGCAGCAACAGCAAACACAACAAGCCGUCGCCGCCGCCGCUGCUGCCGUCACCCAGCAAUUGCAACAGCAAACUACCAACGGAAAUACGAAUACCCAACAGAAUGGCAAUAAUAACGGCUCAUCCGAGACACGUACUAAUCUCAUUGUAAACUAUUUGCCACAAACAAUGACCGAAGAUGAGAUACGUUCACUAUUCUCCAGUGUAGGUGAAAUUGAGUCUGUAAAAUUGAUACGUGACAAAUCACAAGCUUUUAUGGAUCCACUAAAUCCGCAAGGACCAAAUAAGGGUCAAAGUUUGGGGUAUGGCUUUGUCAACUAUGUACGCGCACAAGAUGCCGAACAGGCUGUUAACGUAUUGAACGGGCUGCGUUUACAGAAUAAAACCAUCAAGGUGUCAUUCGCACGCCCCUCAUCGGACGCCAUUAAGGGUGCGAAUCUAUAUGUGUCGGGACUGCCGAAGAAUAUGACACAGCAAGAGUUGGAGGCAAUUUUCGCACCAUUCGGAGCUAUAAUCACAUCACGCAUACUACAAAAUGCCGGCAAUGAUUCACAGACCAAAGGUGUCGGUUUCAUACGUUUCGAUAAGCGCGAGGAAGCAACACGUGCCAUUAUUGCACUGAACGGAACCACACCACCGGAUUGUACCGAUCCGAUUGUGGUGAAAUUCUCAAAUACACCGGGUAGCACUAGCAAGAUAAUGCAACCACAAUUGCCAGCAUUCCUCAAUCCACAGUUGGUGCGGCGCAUCGGCGGCGCUAUGCAUACGCCGGUCAACAAAGGCUUGGCACGUUUCUCCCCCAUGGCCGGCGAUAUGCUCGAUGUUAUGCUGCCAAAUGGUUUGGGUGCGACAGCGGCCGCUGCUAGUGCAUUAGCUAGUGGUCCGGGCGGUGCUUAUCCCAUUUUUAUUUACAAUUUGGCACCCGAAACUGAAGAGGCAUCACUGUGGCAGCUAUUCGGUCCAUUCGGCGCAGUGCAAUCGGUUAAAAUUGUUAAGGAUCAAACCACAAAUCAAUGCAAAGGCUACGGCUUCGUGUCGAUGACCAAUUAUGAUGAAGCGGCAAUGGCAAUUCGUGCACUAAACGGUUAUACACUGGGCAAUCGGGUGCUACAAGUUAGCUUCAAGACCAACAAAUCAAAGUAAAUUAUCUUUCCAGCGAAAAAUCUACAGUAGUAACAGCUAACUGCAACAAUAGUGGUAGUACACAAUAACAUCAACUGUAACAAUAACACACGCAUACACAAUGAAAACAACAAUAACAGCAAUAAUAACAAUGUAGCGGAAAUACAGUAGUAACAGCAGCAACAUAUUGCGGACGGACAAAAACUGUAAAUCGGUGAAUGGGGAGCCGAGCUGCAACCCGACCGCAGGCAAGUUAGUGGAAAUGCGCGGGUUGGCUUUGUUUAAAAUUGGUAAAAGUGUGUGAUGUGCAAGGCGUGUUGUGGGGAGGAUGAGUUUGCUCUUCCUCCCCCCAACAUUCGCAACGCACGCCAACCUCGUAUAUUCCAUUUUUUAUUUAUAUUUUUUAUAUUAAGCAUAUGUUAAAGAAAGUCCAACUUGAAGCUAUACGAAGCUGGAAAUUAAAUUAAUUAAUUAACUUUUGAAAGUGAGGUUAAUUAAUUUAAUUUGUUACACUGUAAAUUCUAACACAAAAUUACAAGCGCGGAGUAGUAGAUAUGUGCAGAGAAAUAUUGACAACAAGAAAUUUGUGUUGUAGCAAAAUUUUGCGGUUACAAGGCACUUAUAAAAGGGAUGUAACUAUUCAGUAUAUCUGUAGCGUAGUGAAAAUAUGAAAACAAAAAAGAGCAAAGAGAAAUCAUUUGAAUAUAUUUUUCCUUAUCAGCUUCCACCCACAGUGGCUUUGCGAAAAGCAAAUGGACGCACAUAAAUGCUUAAAAUGGCGCGCCAAAUGCCGCUAGCAACCACCCGUAGUGCGCGCAAGCAAGCGGCAAGCUUCCCACGCGCCUCAAAUAAUUGGGGUGGUUACGGCAGGCACUUCAAAUCAGUCCUAGUGUAACGGCUGGCAGCACAGCACAUGUGUGUCUGUUUGUUAGUCACCUGAAUUUCACAAUGCCAAAGCAGUGAAGGAAAAAUAUAUUUCACAGUACAUUUGUAUGUACAUAUGUGUAUGUUUGCAUUUGAAAUACAUAUUUGCAAAUUUUGGCAAUUUCAAUCAAUGUUCUGCGAGUGUUGGCUUAAUUUAGAAAAAUUGGCCUGUUUGGUAAUCAAAUUGGCAAGCAAAAUCUGAAAAUUAUUACUCGAAAGUUUGGGCUAUUUUUAAAUUAACCAACAGCUGCAACUCGUGGCUGUAUACUUGCAUGUGUGCGUGAACACGAAUACACUUAUAUUUAUUAAAUCUCAGCAAAAAUAUAAACGAAUCAGCUAGCUGCGCCACACAUUCAAAAAUUAAAGACAAAAAAGUCAUUUUAUAUUUUCACUACUCUAGUCUGAAAUAAACUAGAAAAAAUGCAAAGAAAAAUUAUGAAAACGAAAGUUUUGCAAAAUUAAGGCUCAAAACAAUAUUUCUGCAUCCUCUAGAAUUUCUUAACUCGAUGUAAUAUUUGUUAAUAUCCCUAUAAACAAAAGCCAAAACGUAUGUGUGAAAAAAAAUGAAUGAGUACCCGUUUACAAAUUGAAAUCGAACAAAGAGAUCAACGCACGAUUUUCCAAAUUAAAAACCGUUUCGAACAUUUCGAAAACUAUAGUUGUAUGAAAACUACUGCUGCACAAGUAUAUCACAAAACCGUUUAGCUCAAUGAGCGCCAAUUAGGCAGUAACUAAAAAGAAUUAGUGAACAGUUCUUUUAAAAAUACACUAAUAAUUAAGAAAUAAAGGCAAACAAAAAUCUUCCAAAACAACCUUGGCCUGCCGGCAGCAAUAAAAGUAUUUCAAAUUUCAUUUGCAAUUUUAAAAGUUGAAAAAGUUGACAAUUUUUAUACGUUUUCUAACUCAAAAUAUGCGUUAUAAGCAAAUGAUAAAUUUAAAUGCAAUCAAAUGUGCAGCAAGCGCUCGAAAGAAAGGCUUGAAGAAAGACGAGUGCGUACGCAGGUUUUAAAGUAAAGCAUAACUAUAAUACAACAAUUAAUUGAAUGUUUAAACACAACUCUAUUUGGGUAUAAAAGCGCAUAAUAAAAAUGAUUUUCAUUUAUAAGGUUAGCGAAACGAAAAAAAAAUUCUUAAAACAAUUGAUAAAGUUAAUGAGUUUUGUGGCAUUCAAGAGUGAAAAACCAGAAAAGUAGGAGCGAUGACAUGUAAUUUAAAUUAAAUAAAAAAUAAACUAAAAUUUUAAAAAUUAUUUAACGAACUAGCAAAACAAAACAAAAAUAGUAAAUAAAAUAAUAUAUGAGUAAUAACCUUAGAGACUAUAGUAAAAGCAACGUCAAGGAGGCUGCUACAGUAUUAAAUAGCAAAAGUUUAAAUUUAAAUAAUUAAAAAAAUAUAACUAAGAAAAUAAACAAAAGUUGGGUGUAAGUUCAUAAAAAUAUACAUAUGUAUGUAACUAGAAAAUAAAGGGGCAAAGCCUGCGUGCGCAAAUGCAAAUUUAUAGAAAAAGUAGGUCUUUUGAAUUUUAAAUGAGCUAAACAACUAUAACGAGACAGUAUCGAAUGAGCAACAAUAAUUAUUAAAUAAACAUUGCGCCUCCAGAAGGCUAAAUUUAAAUUAAUUAAAUAAUAUAUCCAAUAUCAUAAAUAACUAUCCACACUCGAAAGUUAAUAUAAAUUUUAAAAUAAUAUAAAAACUUACAUAACAUAUUAAACAUAAAAAAUUUAUUUAAAUUUAAUUAAACAUUAAUUGAUUGAAAGGUUGCUUGCAGAUCCCUUUUGCAUAUUGACGGGAAAAACGCACAGCUUGUUGUGUAUUUUGGUGGCGAAAAGUACGAACAGAGUGUUGUUGUUUUUAGGCACUACUUUUACACCUUUUGCGCUUUAAUUCAUGCUAAUAGUGCGCUGAAUUAGUAAACAACUUAAAAUAACAGUACAAUAUUCACAUGAUAUAACUUCAUUCUUUCAAAAUAAAAAAUAUUAUAUAAAAUAUUUUUAACAACUAAACAAUUAGUUUAAAACGAGCUUUUAAAGAGUCAAAGGGAAUAGCCUAACACCGUUUUAGUGCGCUCAAUUCAAAAAAAUAUGUAUUACUAGUUAUUUUCAACAGCAGAAAGCGGCGCAUCCUUAAUACGGUUAGAGCGUUUUUCUUCUUUUUCGUCACCACCUACGCACAAAGCGCAUAACAUGAAUGUUCAAUAAUUUGUUUGAGACAAAAUUACAAUGUGAAGCACAAAACACCCGAAAUACAAAUAAACUAUACAUACAUAAUUCAGUGUGAAAUGUUUUAAGCUUUAGGCUGCGUACAUAUAUACACACACAUAUAUAUUAUUGACACAUAUACACAUGCAUCAACAUUCGUAUAAUGUUUAAAAAAAUCAAUUUGUUUAUUUUUAAACGUAAUUUGGUUUGUUUACAAUCAAUGGUUGCAGGUAUUUGUUUGAGGAGCAGUUUUGAUUUGUUGAAAUAUAUUUAAUAGACAUUUGUUACAAUUACGAUUUUGUGUUGUUUGUGCUUCCACGAAUAA
Molecule: messenger RNA, 5299 nt
Organism: Bactrocera tryoni
Lineage: Eukaryota; Metazoa; Arthropoda; Insecta; Diptera; Tephritidae
Gene: elav
Product: protein elav
Exons: 3
Coding region: 533-1873 (446 amino acids)
Cellular component (GO): ribonucleoprotein complex
Molecular function (GO): RNA binding
Source: RefSeq, a predicted model, not a curated record